Ornithodoros turicata is the source of this 2487-nucleotide messenger RNA. Its product is annotated as DDB1- and CUL4-associated factor 8-like. Gene Ontology annotation, molecular function: protein binding. Gene Ontology annotation, cellular component: Cul4-RING E3 ubiquitin ligase complex; cytoplasm. Bases 1 to 2103 code for a protein of 700 amino acids. NCBI's taxonomy places the organism in Eukaryota, Metazoa, Arthropoda, Arachnida, Ixodida, Argasidae. The transcript has 11 exons. The record is from RefSeq and is a predicted model, not a curated record.
AUGGAACUGGCAAGCAACACCAGCAAUCAUAAGGACUCUGCUCCAAAACUGGAGGUAGCUGACGGAACGGCAAAAGACCAUGGUGAUCGUCAGCGGAGGACCCUGCGACCCAUGAAGAAGGACGACAGUGGAAUUGGAACGGACCCUUCGGACGAUGGUGGAGACCCGACCGAAGCGGUCUCGAGGCAGAGCGAAGAGCUGGAUGGUCACGAUGUAGCCCCGUCCGAAAGUACGCAAUGUGCAGAAGAGCACACGGGCAUCGCUGAAGCCCCAAAGACUUCGGAGGAACUGAAAGAUGACUCGUCGGAAAAGUCAAAGACAACAGGAGACGACGACGACGUCCUCCCGAGCCGCAGUUCGGAAGCUGUCCCGAAAGAAGACGAUUCCGAUCCCGAAUGUUCCUCGGACCGCCCGGAGGGCUCCUCGGCAGAGAAACGACCCACGACCGAAGUCGAGGGCGACGGCGAAGGGUUGCCGGAAGAGAAGAAACAGAAAACUGAGGACAAAGAGAAACAGAAGCGGAAACGACUCCUGGAGCUUCUAGUGCGCACCAAACGUUCCUCGGCCGACUCCCAAGAGAGCGCAGAGAACGGCGCGGGCGAGAGCAGCAUCUCCCUGACGACCGAAGAUUCGGACGACGACUUGUCGGUGCAUAGCGACGACACGUGUCACAUGAGUCACGACGGGGAGGACGAAGACGACGUGGCCGAUUACGACCCGACGCCAAAGACGCCUCGGCCGGGGUACAAGUGGCACGUGUGGCGCGAGCUGAUGCGUCGCGAGUACGGGCGGCGGACCGCUGCGAGCAGCUUCGACGCGUUCCGCGUGGACUGUUACGGGAGCAUGCGGAUGGUGGAGAGGCUGGAGCUCAUGUACAAGAUGAAAGGCCACGAGGGGUGCGUCAACGCGUUGCACUUCAACUCCACGGGGACGAGGCUCGCCAGUGGCUCGGACGACCUGUGUGUUGUGGUUUGGGACUGGACGAUCGGCGAGCAGGUGCUCAAGUUUGACAGUGGCCACAGAAGUAAUGUCUUUCAGGCAAAGUUUAUGCCAAUGAGCGGGGACUGCUACAUCGUCAGCUGUGCUCGCGACGGUCUGGUGCGGCUCGCGGAGCUUUCCACCACGGGCAUAUGCAAGACGACGCGGCGCCUGGCACAACACAAGGCAGCUGCGCAUAAGUUGGCCAUAGAGCCAGACUCCCCACACCACAUCCUCAGCUGUGGUGAAGAUGCCUACGUGUUUGGAAUCGAUCUGAGGGAGAGCACUCCAAACAAGCUAGUCCUGGUGAAAGAGAAAGAUAAGAAAGUUCCUCUAUACACAAUAUUUAUAAAUCCUGGAAAUACAAACGAAUUUGCAGUUGGUGGCAGAGAUCACUUCGUAAGGGUGUACGACAGAAGGUUUACCAGUAACGGCACCUCCACGUUAAAAAAAUAUUGUCCUCAUCAUUUGCAAGGCAGUGACAUUCGGGCUAGUGUGUCUUGUGUGGUGUACAACUACGACGGCACAGAAAUCCUGUCGUCCUACAAUGACGAAGAUAUCUACAUCUUUGACUCCGCUCACUCUGAUGGGGCGGAUUACGUGCACCGGUAUAAGGGACACCGGAAUAGUCAAACUGUGAAAGGCGUGAACUACUUCGGUUUACGAAGUGAAUACGUUGUGAGUGGCAGUGACUGUGGCUACAUAUAUGUGUGGGACAAGGAGACUGAGCACAUUGUGCAUUACAUGCAUGGAGACGAAGAAGGCGUGGUGAACUGCUUAGAACCUCAUCCGAACUGCCCCAUCCUUGCAACGAGCGGUCUGGACGAAGACGUUAAAAUAUGGGUGCCUUCCUGCGAGACUCCACCAGACAUGACGGGCCUCAAGAAGAAAAUUUGCCAGAACAUGAAGGAGAGGGAAGACGAAAGGAAGCGAGAGGGCCGAGACACCAUUGACAGCCAAAUGCUGUGGUAUCUUAUGCAGCAGCUUCACCGCUCAGCUCGAAGACGUGCUCACCGCGAUGGAGCUGAAGCAAACACGAGUUCUGAUAGCGACGGAAACAGCGACGACGAGGACGACGGCGACGACAUGGACACGCAGCACUCGGUCCAGUGUGUGCAGUCGUGACAUGCGACGGGCUUCGUGAGAUCGGUGGUCCCGUAGCGUGCGUCACCUUAUUUCUUGCUGUUGGCGGAAGACGACCGGACUUUGCAGGAGGCGGAUGCAGACACGAUGUACGCGCGUGCAAACGGACAUUCAUGUCGGAAUAGAAAGCCGUGUAUAAACUUAUUUGUGUGGCCGUCGGCAGGUCAUCUUCUACCAGUUUAUUUGGUUUUUGUUUUUUUUUUCUUUCUCCAGAGUUGAUUAUUACUAUGUAUAUUAAAAAAGACUAGGAUGAUAAGUAUGCAGUGCAGGAUGCGUAUAGUGUGUAGUGCAGUGUGGGACCUGCGAGAGCGUGAGGGCAGCUAUCCUAGAUUUUUACGGCUGAUACGGAUAAUUCUGUAGCCGUGU